UUUGCCAGUUGCUUCUUUGCUUGCUGCUUCGUUAGCUCCGCCUCUGCUACGGAGCUCUCGAGGUGGUCUCAUUACUUGAUAAACAUAUCUCUUCAAUUACUCUCUUCAACUCUCUUCUACCAAUCCAUCUAUCUUCCAAUAUGCAUUCUACUCUUUCUCUAUCUUCGCCUUCUUCCAUCGCUCGAUCCGAUCGCACCUUCUCCAGUGCCAUCGUUUCUGCAGGAACUGGAUCAAUUGUUCCUCGUUCUCUUCGCUUCUGCGGUCUUCGAAGAGAGCUAUAUGGAUUCCGCUCUUCAUCUUCACCUCGCCCAACUCCACUCUCAUCCCACACCCCGCAUUUCAACAAGGUCACGGCCUCAUUAUCGGCAAAUGGGACUUCUUCUAAGGAUUUCGACUACGAUUUGGUUAUAAUUGGGGCUGGUGUUGGAGGCCAUGGCGCAGCACUUCACGCUGUCGAGAAGGGCUUGAAAACUGCAAUAAUUGAAGGAGAUGUUGUUGGAGGUACAUGUGUAAAUCGGGGGUGUGUUCCUUCCAAAGCCCUCCUUGCCGUCAGUGGUCGCAUGAGGGAACUUCAGAAUGAACAUCACAUGAAGUCUUUUGGUUUACAGGUUGCAGCUGCCGGGUAUGAUAGACAGGCAGUGGCUGAUCAUGCAAACAACCUUGCUACAAAAAUACGAAAUAACCUGACAAAUUCGAUGAAAUCACUUGGUGUCGAUAUAUUAACUGGUGCUGGAACAAUCUUGGGCCCACAAAAAGUGCAAUAUGGUGCUAACAAUGUAGUGACAGCAAAAAACAUUAUUAUUGCUACGGGUUCUACUCCAUUCGUGCCUAAGGGUAUUGAAGUUGAUGGUAAGACAGUAAUAACCAGUGAUCAUGCACUUAAAUUGGAAUCUGUUCCCGACUGGAUAGUCAUAGUUGGAAGUGGUUAUAUUGGUUUAGAGUUCAGUGAUGUUUAUACUGCACUUGGAAGUGAGGUCACAUUUGUGGAAGCCUUAGACCAGCUUAUGCCUGGCUUUGACCCUGAGAUUGGGAAGCUGGCUCAGAGAGUCUUGAUUAACCCAAGAAAAAUUGACUACCAUACUGGUGUAUUUGCUAGCAAGAUUACUCCAGCGAAGGAUGGAAAACCUGUGACUAUUGAGCUUAUCGAUGCCAAGACCAAGGAACUAAAAGAAACUUUGGAGGUGGAUGCUGCUCUUAUUGCUACUGGAAGGGCUCCAUUUACAAAAGGGCUCGGUUUGGAGAACAUUAAUGUAGAAACUCAACGCGGAUUUGUUCCUGUGGAUGAGAGAAUGCGAGUUAUUGAUGCAAAGGGAAAACUGGUGCCUCAUUUGUAUUGUAUUGGUGAUGCAAAUGGUAAAAUGAUGCUUGCUCAUGCAGCAAGUGCACAAGGAAUCUCGGUUGUGGAGCAACUUAGUGGAAAAGAUCAUGUGAUCAACCAUUUGAGCAUCCCAGCUGCAUGCUUCACUCAUCCUGAAAUCAGCAUGGUUGGACUAACAGAGCCUCAAGCUAGAGAGAAGGCGGUAAAGGAAGGAUUCGAAGUAAGUGUUGCCAAAACUAGCUUCAAAGCUAACACAAAAGCCUUGGCUGAGAAUGAGCCAGAGGGACUUGCAAAGCUAAUCUACCGACCUGAUAAUGGAGAAAUACUUGGUGUUCAUAUCUUUGGCCUCCACGCUGCAGAUCUCAUUCAUGAGGCAUCUAAUGCUAUAGCCUUGGGAACACGGAUACAAGACAUAAAACUUGCAGUUCAUGCCCAUCCUACAUUAUCUGAAGUCCUUGAUGAACUCUUCAAGUCUGCCAAGGUUAAAGCCAACGUUUCAAGUUCAGUUUGUGAACCAGUGGCAGCCUAAGAUGAUCCUCUUCUUCCAAGGCAUAAUUUAUGAUUUGGAAUUAGCUGAGCGUCCAAAUUUGCAGUUGAGCAAUGGUUAAAUAGAUUACCUGUUUAAUUAUGUUAUUGUAUUUGUGCCAUUUUCCGUAAUGAAAGGUGCCUUAUAAUAAAUACUAUGAAGAGUACCAACUAGAUAAGACAAUUUAUUUGGAUUAAAAAAUUAUGGUGGGUAAUAACAUUUGAGGUGGUUGUAUUUCUAGGGAAGAAGGAAUGUCAAGUUUUCAAUC
Molecule: messenger RNA, 2112 nt
Organism: Impatiens glandulifera
Lineage: Eukaryota; Viridiplantae; Streptophyta; Magnoliopsida; Ericales; Balsaminaceae
Product: dihydrolipoyl dehydrogenase 2, chloroplastic-like
Exons: 15
Coding region: 141-1847 (568 amino acids)
Cellular component (GO): mitochondrion; oxoglutarate dehydrogenase complex
Molecular function (GO): dihydrolipoyl dehydrogenase (NADH) activity; flavin adenine dinucleotide binding
Source: RefSeq, a predicted model, not a curated record